UUUCUCAACACAAACUAAAUAGUUAAAUUGUGUAUUAGAAACUACUCGUUUGUAGCACACCAAUACAAUUACAAUUUCUUCUCAAUCAAGCCUUCCUUCGAGUUGAGGUACUGUUUCCAUAGAAACAAAAUAUACAAGUGUUUACGGGUGGAGUGUACGGAUAACACGAAAUCCAUCUGAUUGGCUGGCUAUAAAUAAGGUCUGGGUGUUCGCUAGGUCAUCCGGAAAUAUGGCAAGAAAUCAGGAAAAGAUCAGAGAAACAUGGUCAAAAUUUGCUAGUCAGGAAAAAAUUAGGAAUUUUAUAGGUUGUAAGGGUUUCCCGAAGUCAUGUGACAACAAAAUUCGACCUGUGGAGCGUUUGGUAUAAAUUUUUAUCUGUCUUCGUACUUUUAUCUCGUUCUCAGGCUUUUUGUCUCACAUGGACGCUUUCUCUUCGCGUCUGUCAAUAAGCGCAGUACGCAUAAAAUACAAAAAGUCCUGGCGACGAGAUUGUACUUUAGUAUUUUUUAUUUUUUUUAUUUUUUUAUUUUAUGGUUAUUCUUACAUUUGUAUGUAAGAUACUGACGUGUACUUGUGUUGAUGGAAUAAAUCAGUACGCAUAAAAGAAAGUAAAGAAAAAGAAAGUAUUUUCUAAUGUUUUUAAUCAUUUUGUCGUUAUUCUAACAUUUUUAUGUAAGAUGCUGGUGUUAAUGGAUGGAAUAAAUUAGUGAUAAAUUAAACCCUUAAAUUGUGACGUCAUAGAUACACCACCACCUACGUCUAACUUCAUUUUCAUAUGUAGCAACUGGUCUGUGGUUGAGAACAAUAUGCUUCGCCAAUUAUGUCGCAUAAAAUAAAACGAUAAAUCUCAUCGUGUUACGCCAAUUCAAUAUUGUAAUUAUUUUCCCGCCAAAAUGGUAAUGAACCAAUGGGAAAUGAUUUUGAAAGAGAAUUAGCAAUUUAUACCAUGAUUAGUCUGUUUUAUUACCUCUUUUUAAUUAAGCCUAAUUUGCAACACAUCUGUUUUCUCGAUUAUCAGUUCUGAAUGUCGUUUGGUUAUAUGUAGUAUUUUAUCAGGUUACAAACACAACAUGGCGGCAAGGAAUGGAAACAAUGCAUUAUGAACCUAGAAGGAAGUCACGGUGGCGGACAAUUAGUAAUCAACACCACAAAAACUGCUGAAACAGCAAAUAUUUACGAGAGUGACACUCUCAAAAUUUGUCGUAAAAAGCCAAAUCAUUAUGAAAAGAUUUGCGUAAAACCUGUUGUUAAAUCUACAGAUAAGAAAAGCGACCACAUUGGAAAUCUGGGAGAGGAGACAUGUUUUUUUGUUCUCGCAAGCCCACCAGGAACACCUGUUGCAACAACUUCAGGUAUACCGUCAUAUGACAACAACUUGCAAGGUUGCUUUCCAAACAAAUACUCUACGCCGUAUCAUUCAUAUGAUACAAUCGGACCAGAUGUGUUCACACGCGUUCAUAUACCUAAAGAAACAUCUCUUUCAUCAGGUGUUGCAUCAGGUGAGUCCAGCGACACAUCGGUAGAUAUUCCAAAUACUUGCAAAAGUGCUAAAUCGCACCGAAUCUUGGUUGACGAUUGCGACCACGAUUAUUCAGGCAGUGCAUCUCCGUUAGCAGGAACGAACGUGCAAGUUAAUGUUCGUACAAAAGACUUUGAAAGCUUCGAUGAUUUCUGCAACGACUUCACGAAAUCAAACAAACAAUUUCGUACUCAAUCGACACAAACAGAUCAUACAAUAUCAUGCCCAUGCCCUUGUUCUGGAGCAAGACAGAGGCAUGAUUACGGAAACCCGAAAACGCUUCGUCCAAAUUUUUCAGUCAAGUCUCAACUGAUUUUAAACUCGCCAUUGGAAAUGUCAUCAAGACGAGAUUCUGGUUACUCGUCACAAAGCUAUACACCGGUGUCGCCUCGACAUAUGGAUUUUAGUUUGUCGUCUAUAAGUGAGAAUGACAAAACCGCUAGUGAGAAAUUCAAUGCUGUUGACGUCAUUGUUAAUGGUAAUAGCAAGCCGUUAAAACAACAAUACGAUGAAGCCAAAGAAAGUUACUUAGCAAGUAUUAAAAAAACUCAUGUUGAUUUUGGUAAAGAACUUUUUUUGAUAGAAUUGAAAAAACUACUUUUACGAACGGAAUUAAGUUCCUUAUCUCCAUGUGGCGCGAACGACAAAACGUGGCAACCUAUUUCACCCAAGGUGAAACCAUUACGCAGUGUGUUAAGAAAUGGCGGCGUAAAUGUUUUGGAAAUACGCGAUUCGAAUGUUCUGAGAGCAAGAAAAAACAAUUCACCGGUCAGCGGUAAAGAAGUUGUUGAUAUCAUUUUACAGGUUCGGCAAUGUUUACAUAUUGUUCAGAAAUUAAAACAAGGACCAGAAAAAAAUAAAAUCAAAAUAUAUCAAAAAGUUAAAUUAAAAUCAUAUCAGUCAACUCUAAACAAAGACCUUUCAAACAAUUUGCAGACCAGAAAGAGACCAAGUCUGGACAAAUUUCAGGACUUUCGGAAGGAAAAAAAUUCUUUAACCGAAGCUGACACGAACUGUUUUCCAUGUAAUCGCAAGCAAAAGAGCAAACAAACUGUCCCGCACAACGCGCCCAGCCUGUUAAAUACAUCUGCUAAAAAAGGUGAUAUCAAAAAGAUUUUAGAAUUAAUGCAAGCCAACCAGAUGGACGUAAAUCAGAAAGAUUCGAGCGGCUGGCCCGCUAUACAUCAUGCUUUCAAAAACAAACACUAUCGUACCGCUUUCCUGCUACUGGAAGCCGGUGCAAAUAUGAAAGAAUAUACUAAUCAGAGAAUAAAAGAAUAUAAAACAACCCUAGAAAUUGUAAAUAAAAAUAAGGUAUUGUUGAAAUCCUAAGUUAAAAAUAAUUUAUUUUCAACCAUCAUAUGUCAUACUAUUUACAUUAAUAUAACAUUCAAAAAAAAAUUUUUUUACGUA
Molecule: messenger RNA, 2932 nt
Organism: Hydractinia symbiolongicarpus
Lineage: Eukaryota; Metazoa; Cnidaria; Hydrozoa; Anthoathecata; Hydractiniidae
Exons: 2
Coding region: 1100-2851 (583 amino acids)
Source: RefSeq, a predicted model, not a curated record